This is a messenger RNA of Myotis brandtii (Brandt's bat), 1355 nucleotides long. It is a transcript of the gene FAAP24, whose product is annotated as Fanconi anemia core complex associated protein 24. Gene Ontology annotation, molecular function: chromatin binding. The transcript is spliced from 3 exons. The record is from RefSeq and is a predicted model, not a curated record. Gene Ontology annotation, cellular component: Fanconi anaemia nuclear complex. The coding region runs from base 306 to 749 and encodes 147 amino acids. Gene Ontology annotation, biological process: interstrand cross-link repair. Lineage: Eukaryota; Metazoa; Chordata; Mammalia; Chiroptera; Vespertilionidae.
CGACUGUGGAGCCAGGGCGCGGACGGAGCUGGGGUGUGAGGAGUCAGGCAGGUGACGAAAAUGAGCGACUGGGCUUCCAGGACAGGAAUCUCCCGUUUCUUAGGCUUUGGCAAAUAAUUAGAGAACACUGACGACCGGCUCCUGCCACGAGGCCCCACCCCGGCUUCGAGUGGAACGUGGGGCCGUGUGCAGGACAGCCUUGCACUUCAGUCUUGCAUUUCCCUCUUUAGGUCGAGGCCGCAUGGAUAGGAACCCCCCUGAAGGCACAGGCCCUGUGCACGUGCCUUUGGGGCACGUUGUUGCCAAUGAGAAAUGGCGUGGGUCGCAGCUGGCACAGGGCAUGCAAGUCCAGUAAUCUUCAAGGAAUUGCAAUAGUUGAAAAAACGCCGACGAGUGAACAGUACUUCCCAGCCAUACAGAAGUUUACUGUGCUGGACCUUGGGAUGGUGUUGCUCCCAGUGGCCAGCCAGAUGGAAGCGUCCUGCAUCAUCAUCCAGUUAGUUCAAGAGCAAACCAAAGAGCCCAGUAAGAACCCUUUUCUCAGGAAGAAACAGGCUCAGCUCUCUGAGCCAUUCUUACUUCGAACUGUGCAGCAGAUCCCAGGAGUUGGGAAAAUUAAAGCUUCCCUUCUGCUUCAGAAGUUCCCGAGUAUCCAGCAACUGAGUAAUGCUUCCAUCCAAGAACUGGAGCAGGUCGUUGGGCAAGCAGCAGCACAACAAAUUCAUGUGUUCUUCACACAGUCCAGGUGACAGCUCUUCUCACAGCAUCCACUACGGGUUCUACUUUACACCACCAACUACAGGAUCUUGUUUUCUUUUCAUGUUUAAAAAUCAAGAAAAAAAUAUUUCCUCUCACAGCAACUAGUGACAGAUGAGGUGAGGCCUGAGUGGAACCUGCCAGCUGCCCUGUGCUGCUGUGUGCUGUCACUUAAGUCGGUGCUGCCCUGGUUCUGCUACCAUGAAGAGGGCCAGUGGCGAUCUUCCAAAGAGCGUCCCUUGAAUUAGAGACUCUCAGAUUGAUAAAAAAGCCAACUUGGGGAGAUUUGAAUGUGUGACCUUGACCUACAUCUGUAAUGGAAAGGUCUUAUCAGGUUUCAGUGUUUAUAACCUUCUAAAGGAGACAAACCUACAAUGAAGCACUGUGUACCAUAAGCCCCUUGUUCCUGGUGGCAAAACCACUGUUCUUGAGGUCUGGUCUUAAUAUACCUGUGCUUCGAGGGUUGCUGCCAGUGUAAAUAAGUUGUACAGCCUUUGUGUUUCCUCCCUCAAUCGCUUCCUUUAUGGUGGCUGCACAGUUUGUUUAUCAUCACUGGGCACAUCUGAACACAGAAAGCCUGGAGUGGAGAGUACCCACUU